CACUCACUUUUCUCACCCAGAUUCAAAUGAUUAGCAAAGAACCAUAUGAUGCAAACAGUUUUGCUCUUUGCAAGCCAUCUGUGUUUCCCAGUGUGCUGCAAACCACACCAUUGCUUCCUCUUUACCUUUGUAGCGAGAGCACAGCGUUUGUCACUCAGUGUCUGAGCAACUUCAGUGACACCACGAGGAAAGGUCUGUACUGGGCCAAAUGGCACACAUCCCACAUGUGGCAUCUUUCUUUCUCUUUCUGACUAAGCUCAGCCUUGGCCAGAGGGAGGUAACCAUCCAGAAAGGACCACUGUUUCGGGUCGCGGGCUACCCUGUCAGCAUUGGCUGCAAUGUCACGGGCUACCAGGGACCUGCUGAGCAGAAUUUCCAGUGGUCUGUUUACCUGCCUAAAACCCCAAAACAAGAAAUCCAGAUCGUGAGCACCAAGGAUGCUAGCUUCUCUUAUGUGGUGUACGCACAGCGAGUGCGAAGCGGGGAGAUCUAUGUGGAGAGGAUCCGGGGCAACUCAGUCUUCUUGCACAUCUCAGAGCCCCAGCUGAAGGAUUCUGGCGAGUAUGAGUGUCACACACCGAACACGGAUGAAAGAUACUAUGGCAAUUACAGCGCGAAGACUAGGCUAAUUGUUAUUCCAGAUACCCUCUCUGCCACCAUGAGUUCCCAGACUCUCAGUAAGGAGGAGGGUGAAUCAUUAGAACUGACCUGCGAAGCAGCCAAAGCCACAGCUCAGCACACUCACCUCUCUGUCACCUGGUACCUGAUGCAGGACGGAGAAAGAAACCAAAUCACCGAGAUUAUUUCCCUCUCCAAAGAUUUCUUGUUGAUCCCUGGGCCCUCGUAUACAGAGAGGUUUGCGGCUGGUGACGUCCAGCUCGGCAAGCUUGGGUUCGCCACCUUCAGGCUGUCCAUAGGGAGCCUCCAGCCCUCAGAUCAAGGCCAGCUGUUCUGUGAGGCCACCGAAUGGAUUCAGGAUCCAGAUGAAACCUGGACUUCAAUCGCGAGGAAGCGGACAGCUCAAACUGCUCUGAGGAUCCAACCCAUAGUGAGAGAUUUUCACAUCGACAUUUCAGCUGAAAGCACGUGGACUGCAGGGAAUUCCUUGGAACUGGUCUGCCUGGUUGUAGGUGGUGGCCGGGACCCAUGGCUUCAGGGCAUUUGGUUCUUCAACGGUAAUGAGAUGGCCCGCAUGGACGCUGGGGGUGUUCUGGACCUGAAAGGAGACUACAGAGAGAGAGCAAGUCAAGGACAGCUCCAGGUUUCAAAGUUAAGCUCCAAAGCUUUCUCUCUCAAGAUCUUCUCCGUGGGCCCCGAGGACGAAGGCACCUACAGCUGCGCCGUGGCAGAGGUGGCGAGAGCUCCGAUGGGCUCCUGGCAGGUGCUUCAGAGCAAGCAGUCCCCAGACAGCCAUGUGCAUCUGAGGAAGCCAGCAGCAAGAAAUGUGGUCUUAUCCACCAAGAACAAGCAGGAAGCCAUGUGGGAAGGAGAGGCAUUAACGCUUCUCUGCAAGGCAGAUGGGGCUGUGGGUCUCCUGUCCGUGGAAUGGUGGCGCCUCCCACAAGGCCAGGUGCAGCCGGAGUUGGUGGCCAGUAUGCAACAAGAUGGUGCCGUGCAGCUGGCGGCCUCCUACAAGCAACUCAACAACCGGGGCCCCACGAGGCUGGAGAAAAUGGACUGGGCCACCUUCCAGCUGGAGAUCAGCCCCACCAGCACCACAGAUAGCGGUGUGUACGAGUGCCGAGUGUCUGAGGGCACCCAGAACCACGCCAGAGGUCGGAGCUGGACUCAGAAGUUGGCAGUCACUGUCAAGUCUCUGGAGUUGAGUUUACGGGUUAAGCUGAUGAGCCGUCAGCCCAAAGCGGAAUUAGGCAAGAACUUUGGCUUGUCCUGCGUAGUGGAGGCUGACUACGCCAACCUCAGGGUGCCACUCACUGUGACGUGGCUGUUCCAGCCAGCAAGAUCUCAAGUCUUUCACCUACUUGUUCGAAUCACCCAUAAUGGCACUAUUGAGUGGGGGGAAGACCUACUUCAGUUCCAAAAGAAGACAAAAGUUCUCCAGUCCUCGUUUCAUUCUCAACUCUUAAUCCAUGAUGCCACUGAGGAAGAAGCAGGAGUUUAUCAGUGUAAAGUAGAAGUUUAUGUCAGAAAUUCCCUAUGCACAAGUGGCCCCGCAAGGGCUUCUGCCAUCUCUCACUCACUGAUGAUAGCCGUCGCUUUACCAGCUAAGGGUAGAACCAAGACCAGUGAGUGGAAGAGAGCAGCUGCAAGGAACUCAAGCAGUCAAGUCCGAGAGAUCCUCAUCAACUCCAACACCAACAUAGAAUGUAGCAUCUUGUCCCAGUCCACUGGAGAUCUUCAGUUAGCCGUCAUUUGGUACUUCUUUCCCAGUUCCACUAACGCAAUCUGGCUGAGGAUCCUGCAAAUGGACCAAACCAAUGUUGUAAAAUAUGGGGAUGAAUUUCACACCCCAAGGAGAAAACAAAAAUUCUACCCCAAGAAAGUUUCCCAAGACUUGUUUCAGCUACACAUUUUGAAUGUGGAAGACAGCGAUCAGGGCAAGUACCACUGCACUGUGGAGGAAUGGCUCUUGUCUACAAAUGGCACUUGGCAUAAGCUUGGAGAAAAGAAGUCGGGUCUGACAGAAUUGAAACUCAGGCCCACAGGAAGUAAAGUACGUGUGUCCAAAGAGUACAGGACAGAGAAUGCUACCGAGCACGGCCAGGUGGCCAUCCGCUGCAGCCUGGAGAGUCCUGGCAGCUCAGCUUCCCUGUUCUCUGUGAUGUGGUACCGGAACAGGGAAAAUUCUGGAACGAAAAUGCUGGUACACCUGCAGCAUGAUGGCUUGCUGGAGUAUGGCGAAGAGGAGCUCAGGAGGCCUCUGUUCUGUUACCGUUCAUCCUCUACAGACUUUGUCCUGCAGCUUCAUCGGGUAGAGAUGGAGGAUGCUGGGCUCUACUGGUGCAGAGUGGCCGAGUGGCAGCUGCAUGGCAACCCAAGCAAGUGGGUCAAGCAAGCCUCAGACGAGUCACAGCUUAUGGUGCUCACGGUGCUGCCUUCAGAGCCCACACUUCCUUCCAGGAUCUGCUCAUCGACAUCUUUACUCUAUUUCCUGUUGGCCUUCCCCUGCAUUCUGUUGAUUCUUCUGCUUAUUUCUCUCUUCUGCUACUGCCACAAGGCCAGGAAGUUGUCAGCAAUGAGUCUAAAAGCACAGAAAGAAAAGUCUCUUUGGAUGGACUUGAAAGGGACUGGAGACUGGACAAUAAACCAGAGGUACGAGGAAGAGGAAGACCAUUGAAUCCGGAGAGCUUCCAUCAGCCCCCGGGAAAGUGCGGGCUUUGGAAUUGAACUGAGCCACUUGUGAAUGUGAAUGAAUCCGGGUUGGGUCCUUCUUGGUGUCCAUGGCCUUGGGCAAGUUACCUAGGAAUCAUAGGGAAUGUUUAUUGAGCGUGUUUGUGGGACCCACACCAUGAAGUGUUUCUUUGCGUGUUGCCCUCAUCUACCCCUUGUAUCCUCCCAGGAGCUAGACGAUUUACCUUGUUUUUCACUGGCCAUACCUCACAGAGGUUCAGGGUCCCUGUCUGUAAGGAGAGAACCUCCCUCUCACAGCCUCCUGGGUAUUUGGUGAGAUCCUACAGCAAAGCCUGGGUGAGAAUACCCUCUACUUUUCCCUCCCGUAUGUCACUGACUCCCAGGAGAGCACUCCGAGUGGUCCAGUCACGCUGGCCCUUGGGCAUCCUUUGCCCCCAGAUUACAGGUGUAGGAAGGGCCUUGAUGUCAGCAAGGCAAAAGGGUAUUAGGGAUGUGCCCUUCAUUCAUAUCUCAUCUGUCUUGCAAGGUGAGUGUGACUUCCCUCAAAGCAGAACGCCCAUCGUUCCCUCAUCCCAUCUAUGAAUGCUUUGCAAGAACAAGCUCUGUGUAGAGGGUCCCUGAUCAAUAUUGGUCUUUCCAUGAAGCUGUAAAGCAUCUUGUAGUCUGAAUUUCUAUUUUCUUCCCUUCCUUUCCUUUCCUAACCUAUCCUAUCUUUUCUUUCUUCUUUCUUCCUUUCCUUCCUCCUCCUCCCCCUUCCUCUUUUUCUUUUCUUUUCUCUUCUCUUCUUUGCUCUUCCUUCCUUCCUUUCUUUCUCUGUCUCUCUCUCCCUUUCUUUCUUUCUUUCUUGUCUAUUAGCAUUAGGUCAUUGCUAAGAGAAAACUUUUUUUUUUUUUUUUUUAAGUAAGAGUCGUCUGAUCAGCCCCUAAGGCCUCAUACCUCCCCUUCCUCCCCACACUAAAAGAUCCAUCUGGGUCCUGGCUCUGAGCCAAGGCCUUAUUUUCUGUGACCAGACAGCAUUAGUAGUAGCUCAGGGCAUUGUGGUAGUUAUCGAUGGAGGAGGAGGAACAGUGCCCCUGCCCUGUCCUCCCCCAGCAGCGGCUAAGAGCUCGUGGGAAGCAGUGGGUCAAGUCUGGUUCCUCAGGGGUCACCUAUUCUCAGCCAGGAAUAGUCGAGGGUAGGGUGAGGUGUGGUUCGGGAGUGUCCUGGCUUAAGGUUUUCAACAUUGGCCCUCAGGAUACAACAACGGUUCCCACUGGGCCUGAGGUCUCCUCACCUUUGUUUCAGAAGCCGUUCUGGGCCUGUUGGAGCCAGAAUUGGAAAUCAAUCAGUGUGGCGUAACAGACUUGAGAAAACCCAUCUAUUUAUUAUCUAUAUGACCAACAGGGUUGCUUAACACUCGCUAAUUUGCAUUUCUAAGGAGAGCAUUUAUUUUAAUUAUUUUAUCAAGCACACGUCUUCUCCAAACAUAAUUAGUUCCUUUGCAAGGGGAGCAUCGGAGGCUAUGAGAACUCCCAGUGUAGACCUCUAUGUCCCUUCUGUUCAUCUCCCUUUAUAGGCUCAUUUAAAAUAUCCCAAGUGUAUCCUUAAAUGUGUCAAUGCAUUUGUCUCUUUUCUCAAAGGGAGGGUGGCAUAUUUUUCAGAAAACAAAGCUAAAGGUAAGACUUCUUAGAAAGUGUGAUGCCCCUUGUCCCCCCCGCCCCAGAAAUUUUAAUUGGGAUUUUGAAGGAAAAGGGAGCAGAAUCGAACCCCAUCAGAUAAUGAGAACGGAUUCUAGUGCUGCCCUCUGCCUGGGGUCCUCUCUCCCCUGACUCCUUCCCUCUCCUCUCACCUGGGUCCAGCCUUUCGGCUCAGAGCUCACCGGCCGUUUCUUCACCUUUGGAUCCAGCCCGGACAAGGCACAGAGCAGACUCGCAGAUGACCAACUGCGCCGCCCAGAGCCAAGCUUGGGACCGCUUAUUCCCCAGGGAGCACCUCCUUGUGCCUGGCCUGGGAUAGGUGUGAGGAAUCCAGCGGGGAUGCAGCCAGACACAGCUCUAGUCCCCUGGGAUCAUCACCUUGUCUCUCCCGGAUCCUGUGCCUUCAUACAGCACGCCACAUGUUCUCAGAAGCCACGUUGCGCUCUUUGGCCCAUCAUGAAUUUUUAGGCAACUAAACCCCAAAGUCGUCUUUUCUCUUUUCCAAACCGAUUAAAAUUUGUGUUCACCCAAAUCAAUCGGCGUUUUACGCGAAACCUCUUCUCUUUCCAAUGAGGUGCCGUUGGAA
Lutra lutra (Eurasian river otter) is the source of this 5574-nucleotide messenger RNA. RefSeq names its product CD101 molecule (gene CD101). Lineage: Eukaryota; Metazoa; Chordata; Mammalia; Carnivora; Mustelidae. Gene Ontology annotation, molecular function: hydrolase activity, acting on carbon-nitrogen (but not peptide) bonds, in cyclic amides. The record is from RefSeq and is a predicted model, not a curated record.